Molecule: messenger RNA, 855 nt
Organism: Populus trichocarpa (black cottonwood)
Lineage: Eukaryota; Viridiplantae; Streptophyta; Magnoliopsida; Malpighiales; Salicaceae
Product: transcription factor bHLH162
Exons: 3
Coding region: 24-626 (200 amino acids)
Biological process (GO): regulation of transcription by RNA polymerase II
Cellular component (GO): RNA polymerase II transcription regulator complex
Molecular function (GO): protein dimerization activity; RNA polymerase II transcription regulatory region sequence-specific DNA binding; DNA-binding transcription factor activity, RNA polymerase II-specific
Source: RefSeq, a predicted model, not a curated record
UUCUGAGGUUUCCCGGGGGAUUCAUGAUUGCAAGCUCUGGAGGGACAAUAAUGGAGAGUAGUAGUGGUAGGUCUAAUCUUUCUUCUACAAAAACAGAGAGAAAAGUCAGUGAGAAAAAUAGGAGAAAUCAAAUGAAAACCCUUUACUCCAAGCUCAAUUCUCUCCUCCCUGAUAAAGAAUCCACGGAAAAACAACCUCUGCCUGAUCAGAUAGAUGAGGCAAUAAGCUAUAUAAAGAGUCUGGAGGAAAAGUUGGAGAAAACCAAGGAAAAGAAAGAAAGCUUAACAUUUGCUACUUCAAAAUCACCUAAACUAAAAAUCCAAGAAACGGGUUCAGCUCUAGAGAUAGUUUUUACAAGUGGGCUGGAUAAUCAGUUCUUAUUUUACGAGAUCAUCAGCAUUCUGCAUGAAGAAGGUGUAGAAGUUGUUAGUGCUAAUUCUCAAGCUCUUGGAGAUUCCUUUUUCCAUGUAGUCCAUGCACAGAUGAAGGAAUCUGCUGAUGGUCUUGGAGCUGCAAGAGUAACUGGGAGACUGAAUAGGCUUAUCAAUGGAUCCACAUGUGAAAUAGAGUUGGAUUCAGAGCUAUGGGAUUUUGUAAAUCAUCCUGAGACUAAUUUGGAAUUCUAAACAGUUCUAAAGCACCAAAGUUGGCAUAAAAUGAUGGUAAAUUUGGCACUACAUUUUGGAAUCUGAGUGUAAUUUCUUGAAAUCUGUAAGAUAUAUAGAUGUUAGAAAGGAGUUUACAUACGCAUGGCAGUAUUCUGUGUAACAAAUUUAGUAGCUACUGAAUGUUUUAUAUAUAUGCAAUGCCAGUUCUGUCUAGAAAUAAAAUUGCUUGCUUGCUUUUGAGUUACCA